CGCUGCUGUUGCAGAGCAGAGUCCACAGACUCUCUCGCGCUCUCACCACAGAGAAAUUUAUUUGGUGAGAGAGAGAUGUAUUUAUAGAGACGGACAGAGAGAGAGCGAGAGAGAUCUUUUACUAAGACUUGCAGAUUUCGAUAAGUCCCUCUUAUCAUUAAUUUCGUACUGUGCAAAUUCUACCACUUCAACGGCCACGAUCUUCAGGUCUUCUCAUCGUACGAAUAGGGCUACCUUGUCUCCCUCUUCUACUUCUCUUGUGGAGCAACGAUUUUGGAAGGGAGCAAAUUGUACAUCUUGAUUGAUUGGCUGAUGGAACCUAAUAGUCAUAGGAAAACAAGGAGGGAUCGUUCUGUGCAAGAAAAGUGUGUGAUGAACUCGUUAGACGAUGCUAAUGAACUUGACCCAUGGACCGCAUGGGCAUACAGGCCUCGUACAAUUUCCUUGCUACUUAUUGGCGCAUGUCUUCUUAUUUGGGCAAGUGGAGCUCUUGAUGCAGAUAACAGUUCGUCUGAUGAUCUUGUUACAUCUGUGAAAAGGGGUGUAUGCGCUAUGAUUGUGGUCUUUCUUGCUUAUUGCCUGCUUCAAGCACCUUCAACAGUGCUCAUUAGGCCACAUCCUGCAAUUUGGCGCUUAGUUCAUGGAAUGGCCGUUGUUUACCUUGUUGCACUUACCUUUUUGCUGUUUCAGAAUCGUGACGAUGCUCGGCAGUUCAUGAAAUUUCUACAUCCUGAUCUUGGCAUUGAGCUUCCUGAAAGAUCAUAUGGAUCGGAUUGCCGAAUUUACAUCCCGGACAAUCCUGAAAACAGGUUUAAGAAUGUUUAUGACACCUUGUUUGAUGAAUUUGUCGUAGCUCAUAUUCUUGGAUGGUGGGGUAAGGCCAUAAUGAUACGCAAUCAGCCCCUUCUGUGGGUGUUGUCAAUUGGGUUUGAAAUAAUGGAGCUCACAUUUCGACACAUGUUACCAAACUUCAAUGAGUGCUGGUGGGACAGUAUUAUACUGGAUAUUUUAAUCUGCAAUUGGUUUGGUAUAUGGGCUGGAAUGCAUACUGUACGUUACUUUGAUGGAAAAACAUAUGAGUGGGUCGGUAUAAGUCGACAACCAGAUAUAAUUGGCAAGGUUAAACGAACGUUGGGACAGUUCACACCAGCACAGUGGGACAAAGAUGAAUGGCAUCCUUUGCUUGGUCCAUUGCGGUUCAUCCAAGUUCUGAGCCUUUGCAUUGUCUUCUUGACAGUGGAGCUCAACACCUUCUUUCUCAAGUUCUGUCUUUGGAUUCCUCCUCGAAACCCUUUGAUUGUUUAUAGGUUGGUGUUAUGGUGGCUGAUUGCGAUACCAACCAUUCGAGAGUACAAUUCAUACUUACAGGAUAGAAAACCAGUUAAGAAGGUGGGAACAUUUUGUUGGCUUUCCCUUGCCGUAUGCAUAGUAGAGCUCCUUAUAUGUAUCAAGUUUGGCCAUGGCUUAUUUCCCAAUUCAAUGCCUGUGGGGUUGAUAAUCUUCUGGGUAUCUGUGGGGAUAGCCAUCAUGACAGUCCUGAUCGUGUGGUGUUGGCAGUUGCAUCGAACUUUGGGUAGGAAAAGAGAAUGAUUUUGCCCUUGUGGUAUACCAUUUUUUAUUCUUAUUUUAUGGAUAUAUCCAUCUAAUUUGUACAUAUCUAAUCACCUUCUUGAUCUGUAAAUUUUUUGUUGUUAAUUUGUGAAAGGAGGGAGUGUUAUGUGUUGAGAAUGAUUUUUUUUUCCUGUUUGGUAGUGGAAGAUACUCUUCUAUUUACUGAAAUUUUGCCACCAUUGGUACUCGAGAACAUUUAGAUUUGGUUUAUGAAUCAAUUCAGCAUUUUCCUUC
Telopea speciosissima is the source of this 1845-nucleotide messenger RNA. RefSeq names its product CDP-diacylglycerol--serine O-phosphatidyltransferase 1-like. The transcript has 14 exons. Gene Ontology annotation, molecular function: L-serine-phosphatidylethanolamine phosphatidyltransferase activity. Lineage: Eukaryota; Viridiplantae; Streptophyta; Magnoliopsida; Proteales; Proteaceae. Bases 313 to 1590 code for a protein of 425 amino acids. The record is from RefSeq and is a predicted model, not a curated record. Gene Ontology annotation, biological process: phosphatidylserine biosynthetic process.